AACAGGUCAUGUCUUUGCUAGUGUUUAUUUACAUGACAGCAGAUGGCUGCUGUGAGCAGACAGGUUGCAUUUCAGGACUGGGCUCCGCUCCGCAGCGCCCCCGUCCGGCCUGCCGCUGCACUGCGCGGAGAAGCUGUGCGUGUGUGAGUGUGCGUGUGUAUGCGUGUGCGCCCGGUGAGCGACUGCCGCUGAAGAGACAACACCGCUGUCUGCUGUCAGCCUGACCAGUAACUGGCAAUGGAGUACAUGAACAACGCCUCGAACAGCUACGGUUCUGGAGACACCGUCAGUGCCUCCUUAACGAACAUGACCAUCAAUGACCAGCAUCACCAGGAGAACGGAGUCAAAAUGAAAGAUGAAGAAGCAGUGGUCACUGAAAAUGGGCUGAAAACUGUGUGUGAACUUUCUCAGCCAGAGAGCAACCAAUACGAUGACGAGUUGCAUCCUGCAGGAGGAGCCUCUUCAACAGCUCAAGUAAGGACAAAUAAUGGAGACAAGAGUCAAACUGUCACCACACCACCCUCUUACCUUAAAAGACCCACUGUUGUCGCCAAGGGCAACAGAACACCCGGUUCCUCCCGAAACGGCCACAGCUCCAUCCCCAUUAAAGCCACCACCAGCCCAGGGCCCCGGCAGCCCGGAGGUGCUGGUGCUGCAAAGCCUCAAGUCCAAGGAGCCAAAACUACUGCCAGAAGUGCAGCUCAACCAGCUAGUGCCAAGAAACCCCCCACUCCAAAAAAUGAAAAAGAUGCCAGGAGUGGGCAGAGCAGCCCCGGUACACCCAAGUCCCCCGGCAGCCAGGCACUUUCCGCCGCCGAGGCCAACAAAGUGAAAAAGGUCGCGGUUGUACGUUCCAAUCCGAAAUCUCCGGGAUCGCUGAAGAGCCGUUCUCCGGCUCCUCUGGCUGCUGCGGCGCCGCUGCCUGACCUGAAAAACGUCAGGUCAAAGGUCGGCUCCACAGACAACUUGAAACACCAGCCUGGCGGUGGGAAGGUGCAAAUCGUGGAGCAGAAGUUGGACUUUAGUAGUGUGCAGUCUAAGUGUGGCUCCAAAGACAAUGUCAAACACAAGCCAGGGGGAGGAAAUGUCCAAAUCCUCGAUAAGAAGCUGGACUUAUCCAACGUCCAAGCUCGCUGUGGUUCUAAAGACAACUUAAAGCACAAGCCUGGAGGAGGAAGGGUUAAAAUACUUGAUCAGAAGUUGGACUUUAGUACUGUCCAGUCUAAGUGUGGCUCCAAAGACAAUAUAAAACAUGCUCCCGGUGGAGGCAACGUGCAAAUUCUUGAUAAGAAGCUGGACUUAAGCAGCGUGCAGUCCCGCUGUGGCUCCAAAGACAAUAUAAAACAUGUACCCGGCGGUGGCAAUGUUCAAAUCGUGCACAAAAAGAUUGACUUGAGCAACGUUACAUCAAAAUGUGGAUCGAAAGACAACAUUCAUCACAAGCCAGGUGGUGGCAAUGUGGAGAUCAAAACCGAGAAGCUAGAGUUUAAAGUUCAGUCCAAAGUCGGCUCCCUGGGCAACAUCGGUCACGUCCCCGGAGGUGGACAGAGGAAGAUUGAGAGCCACAAGCUGAACUUCCGUGAGACGGCCAAGGCACGCACCGACCACGGCGCUGAGAUCAUCUCCCUGGAAGACUCGCCCCAGCAGCUCAGCACCGUGUCGUCCUCCGGCAGCAUCAACAUGACCGACUCCCCGCAGCUCUCCACGCUGGCCGACCAGGUGUCCGCCUCGCUGGCCAAGCAGGGCUUGUGAACGUGCCCCGUCCCGCCCCCGCUCCCGCUUCCUGCUCCACCUGCACCACACCACCACGUAGAGGAGUUGUAUAAUGCCUUCCUCAUUACUUUCACUGGACUUUUUUUUAAAGAUACCCAUCACUGUUUGUCCUCCACUAACCUCUUAAAUUUACUGAGGCGUUUCUUUUUAGUGAAGAACAAAAAAAGAAAAAGAUCUGAAUAGCAGGUAGGCCAAACUGUAUUGAUUUCUCUCUGCGGUCUUCUUGCAAAAAUACUUACACCUUUUGUAGUAAAUAUUUUGGAGUUAAAGCAUAUAGCUGAG
Molecule: messenger RNA, 2055 nt
Organism: Poecilia latipinna (sailfin molly)
Lineage: Eukaryota; Metazoa; Chordata; Actinopteri; Cyprinodontiformes; Poeciliidae
Gene: mapta
Product: microtubule-associated protein tau a
Exons: 16
Coding region: 238-1752 (504 amino acids)
Biological process (GO): neuron projection development; microtubule cytoskeleton organization
Cellular component (GO): neuron projection
Molecular function (GO): microtubule binding
Source: RefSeq, a predicted model, not a curated record